Molecule: messenger RNA, 1028 nt
Organism: Prunus avium (sweet cherry)
Lineage: Eukaryota; Viridiplantae; Streptophyta; Magnoliopsida; Rosales; Rosaceae
Product: putative 2-oxoglutarate-dependent dioxygenase AOP1
Source: RefSeq, a predicted model, not a curated record
CUCAAAACCUCACUUACAGCUAGUGAAAAAGAAAAAAGAUGACUUCAUGUUCGCAAACUGUGGCCGGCAUUCCAGUGGUAGAUUUCUCGAACGCGGACUGCUUGAAGCCGGGGGCAAGCUCUUGGCUCUCAACACGGAAAGACGUUUGCCGGGCACUCGAAGAGCUCGGCUGUUUCAUGGCAAUCCUACCCAGCAAAGUUCCUCCGGAACUCCAAAAAACCAUCUUUGGUGCAUUUGACGAGUUGUUUAAUUUCCCCGUCGAUACUCCUGAGAAGCCUUUCCGUGCUGGCUACAUAACUUCUAGUCCUCGGCAGAAAGGCAUUGGAAUUAUGAAUGGCAAAAACCCUAAAGAAACUCAGGAAUUCACACAUCAUUUUUGGCCAGAUGGAAACGACCAAUUUCGUGAGAGUGUUGACUUGUAUGCAAGAGUGAUGGCAGAAAUAGAUCAAGCUGUGACAAGAAUGGUAUUUGAGAACUAUGGUGUAGAGAAGUACCAUGACGAUCAUUUUCAGUCGACUUCGCACUCUCUCCGAUUUUUAAAUUACAAAGAACCCAAGAAAUUUGAAGUUGGUGUGGGUUUACGCAGUCAUACGGACAAGAACUUUUCCACCAUACUCCAUCAAAAUCAUGUCAAUGGUCUGGAGAUCAAUACAGAGAAUGAUGAGUGGGUAGUUUUUGAUCCUCUGCCUUCAUCCGUGAUAUACAUAGCAGGCGAUGGAUUUCAGGUUUGGAGCAACGAUCGAAUUCGAGCACCUAGGCAUAGAGUGACGCUGAGAGAAAAUGAGGUGAGAUGCUCGUUCGAACUACUUUCAGUUAAUAAAGGGGUGAUACAAGUACCAGAUGAGCUCGUGGACAAGGAGCACCCCUUACGGUAUAAGCCUUUGAAUCAUCUAGAAUUUCUUGGAGCAUAUAGAGACGUCGGUGAAACAGAGUAUGCUGCACAGGCAUAUUGUGCCAUUUGAUCGUUUUCUUUAGUCCACAGAUCGCUCCAAGUUGUUGCCUGUUUGGUUUUAUUCCUUUCUCUUCCA